This is a messenger RNA of Amphibalanus amphitrite, 2309 nucleotides long. RefSeq names its product sodium-dependent proline transporter-like. Gene Ontology annotation, cellular component: membrane. The record is from RefSeq and is a predicted model, not a curated record. The coding region runs from base 132 to 2048 and encodes 638 amino acids. Gene Ontology annotation, biological process: sodium ion transmembrane transport. Lineage: Eukaryota; Metazoa; Arthropoda; Thecostraca; Balanomorpha; Balanidae. The transcript is spliced from 12 exons.
GGAAAGUGUUCACACUUAGUGUGGGACUGGAAUCGAUCGGUGGUCGAACUCUGCAGUGGAACGUUUUGCAGAGUGGCUGCGGGUUUUGGAUCUACUGGACGAUACGGACCGAUCAGCUCUUCUGACAAAAUAUGGCCAAAGAGGACAUCGACAAUGAGAUGGCCGACCAAAGGGUGGCGCCAGAGGCCCAGUCUGCCGACAACCUGUUCGAAGGAGACGAGAACCCUGAGCGAGGCAACUGGACCGGCAAGCUCGACUUCCUCCUCUCCUGUCUCGGAUAUGCCGUCGGCCUCGGAAACGUGUGGCGAUUUCCGUACCUGUGCUACAAAAACGGCGGAGGCGCCUUCCUGAUUCCCUACGUGAUCAUGCUGUUCGGCCUGGGCAUCCCGCUGUUCCUCCUGGAGCUAACCGUUGGACAGUACAGCGCCCUGGCGCCCAUCAGUCUCUUCAAAAACUACGCUCCGGCGCUCAGAGGUCUUGGCGUCGCGAUGUUCCUCGCCUCGGUGGCCGUCGGCCUUUACUACAACAUGAUCAUCGCGUGGACGGUGUACUACACGUACUCCAGCAUGACGUCCGACCUGCCCUGGCAGUACUGCAACCACGACUACAACACGCCCAACUGUUUCAACUACAACGAGUACCAGCAGUGUAACAUGACUUACAACGAGUCGACGUGGUGGAUCUACAACCACGGCCACUGCAUCACCAACCGCACAGAGGCCGACAUCCUAGGCGUCAACAGCACCGUGCCCAAGGAGGACAGAGUCUCCCCCGCUGAGGAGUACUUCAACCUGCACGUUCUGGGCCUGAGUGACGGCAUCGGCGACCUCGGAGGCGUCCAGACCGGCCUGGUGGUCUCCCUGCUCAUCGCCUGGGUGGUGGUCGGCGCCGCGCUUAUCAAGGGCGUCAAGUCCUCCGGAAAGGUGGUCUACUUCACUGCGCUAUUCCCGUACCUGGUUCUCAUCAUCCUGCUGAUCCGCGGCGUAACGCUGCCCGGCGCCUCCGAGGGCAUCAAGUUCUACAUGGUGCCGGAUCUCAACAGACUCAGCGACAUCGAUGUCUGGGUGCAGGCUGCCGUUCAGAUCUUCUACUCGCUCAGUAUUGCCAGCGGAGGACUGAUCACUCUUGCCAGCUACAACAAGUUUCAUAACAAUGUCAUCAGGGACACGUUCAUUGUGUGUUUCGGCAACUGCUUUACGUCCGUGUUUGCUGGAUUCGCCAUCUUCUCCGUCCUGGGAUUCAUGGCAUCGGAGCUCGGAGUGCCCGUCUCUGAAGUCGUCAAGAGUGGAUCAGGUCUGGCGUUCGUGGCCUACCCAGAGCUGGUGACUCGUCUCCCCGUCUCCACUCUCUGGGCGCUGCUCUUCUUCCUGAUGCUCUUCACCCUCGGACUCGACUCCCAGUUCGCCAUCGUGGAGAACAUCAUCACCUGCAUUCUGGACGAGUUCCCGAAGCUGCGCCAGUGGAAGUCCUGGGUGGUUGUAGGGAUCUGCUCGACACUGUUCUUGCUCGGAAUCCCGCUCACAACUCAGGGUGGGCGCUACAUAGUCGAUCUGUUGGAUAACUACGCCGCCGGCUGGCCUUACCUCUUCAUCGGUUUGGUGGAGCUUCUGGCCAUGUACUGGAUGUACGGCAUCAGAAACUACUACCGCGACCUCACCAACAUCAUGGGCUUCAGCCCCGGCUUCCGGCUGAAGGCGCACAUCACGGCCAUCUACGGCACCGUGUCUCCUCUCCUGGUCGGGUCGAUACUUCUGCUGAGCUGGAUCAACUACGAGCCGUACAAGGUGGAUGACUACACGUACCCCGGCUGGGCGAACGGCAUCGGCUGGGCCAUCGCCAUGGUCAUCAUCGCCACGGUGCCAGUCGGCUUCAUCUACAACAUCGUCUGGGAGGAGGAUGGCGGCAUCAAGGAGCGCCUGCUGAACUGCAUUCGGCCCACGGACGGCUGGUUCGAACACUCGCGAAACAUCGCCAGCCGGGAGAAGACGGCCGCUGCCGAGGCUGGCAUCGACAACACCAGCAGCCUCGAGGUCACCACUCACAUGUAGACAACGUGGAGUCAGACGUCAACUUUGGGAUUAUCAAGGACCCAUGCUUGGACAACCUGCCGGCUGCUGGGAGUUCAGCUACAGCUUCUGAAGUAUUUUUUGUUCUUGCUUCUCAGCGACACGAUGAUCUCUAUGCGAUUCGGUGAACAAGCGGUACUUGUUCAUGAUUCCGCUUGUUUUCCAUGACUGUAAUGUCUGCGAGUUAGAGCUUAAAGCCAAAGUGUGUUAUGUUUGUGUCUAAAGGUACUUAUUUAUCGUAAU